AUGAUAAAAGUAAUUGAAAAGCGAUUGAAGUCAAAUAGCUAUCAAACGCAUGAUAUCCUUGAGGAUUCUUAAUGUAAUGGCUCAUAAAAUAACUAUAUUGCUAAUUCAAUGACAUUUAAGCCGCCUAUCAUUUUCAAAGAUAAUCCUCUUUACACUCAUAGAUUUACAAUUAACUCGAAUGAAAGGAAAACAUCAUUUUUUUAAUACCAGUAGUCUUCUGAUGAAGCAACUUGUUCAACUUUAACUAACAAUACUCCUAUAAAUAAGAGGAUAAGCAAUAUCUCUCAGUUUAAGUAUGAUUCAGAUGAAACACAAAGGAUUAGAAAUAAAAAUGGAUCAUUAUUUUCUUAGCAAAAAGAUUCUGCUAGAACUCCUAGUUGCUAAAAUAUUCCUUAAACGGAUUUUAAUAAACUAAGUCUAUUAGAAGAAAUACAGAAUAUGGAUAAUUAAGCAACAGAUAAGGCUUUGUGUUUAUCACCUAAAACUAUAAACAAAAGAUAAGUAAAAUCAUUUAAAUUAGACUAAUCAUCAGGUGUUACAUCUAGUUAAAAUAGAUUAAAGAUUAAGUAGAGGGAGUAAAAUUUUAACUCUUACCAAAGUGAUUAGCAUUUAAGUAUGAAUAGUGUUGAAGAGAAGAGAGAAUUCUAAUCUAGUAGUAGUUUAAGAAUGAAAAUGUCUUCUAGACUAAUAAAAACUAGUGAUAACGCUUAUAAUUUCAGCAGCAGUAUGAAUACUGAAAUACCUAUUAUUUAGGAUAGCAAUCAGUGUAUUUAACUAUCUAACAAGGGUAGUAUAUAUAAUUAAACGAACAGCAAUAUGAGCACAAACACUUCAAAGCAGAGUUAUAUGAAAUUAAUAUUUAAUGAAUAAGCUAGAACUAUGAAUGUAGGAAAUUUUUAAGAUUAUCUUUGUUAUUUAUCUUCUUAGCCAAAUUUAAGUGUAAAGUAAAAAAAUAAAAAAUUCAUUAAGCAAUCUUAAUCAAAUGCUCGCCAAAGAAGACCAGUGAAUGACAUUAGUGAUUAUGAAACACACUUAAAUAACUCUUAAAAAUUAAUUCAGCUUAAUAGAUCUCAAAAAUCAAUUUCAUCCUAAAAAGAUUUAUCAUUAACAAAUAUAAGUCCUGUUCCAUAUAUUUUUGAUAACAGGCUAGAAUCAAGCAAUAACUUAAGCGCACUGAUAUCAAAUAAAAAAAGAUUGAGCAUAAGACUUCAUAAAGUAGAAAAAGAUGAUGCAGAAUUAUUUCAUUCUAAAAAAGAUAAAAUUCCUUCUUCAGACACAGUUUAACAAACCUUUUCUCAGUUGCAAAAUCAAUAGCAAUCAACCUAAAAAAUAAAAACUCUUACAAAUAUACCUUCUAUUUCUAUUAUUGAGUCAAAAAAAACUAACAUGAUGAGCUUAAAGCCAAUUUCAAUCAAAAAAAUCAUGGAGCCAGUAAAAAAUAACUAGGUAGAUGAAUCUGUUCAUAAAUUUCAUUAAAAGGAAGAUAGCCCAACAACUAAGACUGUCCACUUUGUUACAAGCAUCUAAAACAUUGAUAUAAAUGAUGACAGCACAUAAGAAACGACAAAAUUAUUUGUACCAAAUUUUAAAAGAAACCACAAGAGAAAUAAUACUUACGCAUCUUCUCCUGAUAUUCAUCUAAAUAAUUCACCAGUAACACUAAAAAAAGAAAAAAGCUUGAUUUCUGAAAAAACAGAGAGAUCCCCAUUAAGAAUCAAAUCCAUGAUUGAUACUUCUCGUGGUUCAAUUUAAAGGAACUCAAUUGCGGGCUAAGUAAAGGCUUUGAAUUUUGCUCACAGACUAAUUUAGUUAAAAGAUAUUUCAAAAGCAACUUAAAAUAUUUAGAAAUGCAUAUAAAAAAUGAUUGAAUAGCUAAAAUAAAUCACUUAGCUUCCUAAAAUUUACCAUAAUAAAUCAUACAAUUUUAUAUUUGAUUUAUGGUCUCGCUUUCCAGAACUUAAAAAUAUAUUUCUUGAUAAAGAAAAGUUAAUAAUUAAAACCCCAAUAUCUGUAACUCCCAAAUAGGUUUUGGAAACACUUAAAUUUGAAAGACUAAAAGUUGUUUACGAUUUAGAUAAAAAAGAAACAAAAAUCACUUACGAUUAAGCCUUAGAAAAAUAUUUGCAGAAAGACUUUUAAAUUUACACAUCAUUCAUGGAGGAAUUCAACAUGAAAAUUCAGCAAACUCAACUUAAAAAUCUAGAAAAGUAAAUAAUUGACCAACAAAAUACUAUUAGCCAGCUUGAAUAAAAAAUGAGUUAUAAUCUUUUAUGCAACCCUAAUCAAUCACAAACAACUUCUAUAACUUAUGCAUUUAAAGAAGAUUAUAAUAAUAAUCUAAAAAGUUUCUUAGAAAGAGGAACUUAUUUAUUAUCCAAAUAAUCAGAAAAAUUUGAAACUGCUGAAAAAAAAUAUGGUAACUUUGAAAAUAUUCACCUCAAAUCAAAAUAUUUUGGUAGCUAUAUAUCAAAUAUUUAUGAAAACAUCCUCAAAAAUAAAAAGAACUAAAACAAAUUUGCUAAUGCUAAAAGAUACUCAGAACACGAUGAUGAAUGA
Tetrahymena thermophila SB210 is the source of this 2556-nucleotide messenger RNA. RefSeq lists its product as hypothetical. The record is from RefSeq and is a predicted model, not a curated record. NCBI's taxonomy places the organism in Eukaryota, Ciliophora, Oligohymenophorea, Hymenostomatida, Tetrahymenidae. The transcript has 3 exons.